Messenger RNA from Leucoraja erinaceus (little skate), 2209 nucleotides. RefSeq names its product NACHT, LRR and PYD domains-containing protein 3-like. The coding region runs from base 140 to 2209 and encodes 689 amino acids. Gene Ontology annotation, cellular component: cytoplasm. The transcript has 5 exons. The record is from RefSeq and is a predicted model, not a curated record. Lineage: Eukaryota; Metazoa; Chordata; Chondrichthyes; Rajiformes; Rajidae. Gene Ontology annotation, biological process: positive regulation of inflammatory response.
GAGACUCUGCGAUCACAGACUGAAACACUGAGCGUGAACACCAUCCUGAUGAACGAGAAGGUUAAGGAUUUCCUGCUGCUUGAUCGAUACGCUGAGCUCACAAUCAUCUCCACUGUUCGAGAUCGGACACUGGUGGAACAUGAGCUGCUGGCAAGAGGCCGGGACCAUGAGGAAUGGCAAGAGAAACAUCUCCGGGGAGAACUGGAAAAAAUCAGGACUGAUCAAUUGUUCCACAGCAGCUUUUCCCGGAGUAAAUCCGGAUCUGGGAGUUCCAGCAUCAGUGGCCGGAGUCGCGGGGAUCGGAAAAACAACAAUGGUGCAAAAGAUUGUUCAUGACUGGGCCACAGGGAAAAUAUACCCACACUUCCAGUUUGUCUUCAGUUUCAAAUUCCGGGAUUUGAACAAGAUUAAACACAGAAUAACCCUGAAGGAACUGAUUCUGGAGCAAUAUCCUUACUUUGGGAAUAUCCUGGGAGAGAUCUGGAAGAACCCAGAGGGAUUGCUGUUUAUAUUCGACGGUCUGGAUGAAUUCAAGGGCAGAAUCGAUUUUGCUGACAGUCGGAGAGACACAGAACCUCAGCACCAGUGCGCAGAUCCUGAAUCCCGGUGUGAAGUGUCUGACAUUGUGUACAGUUUAAUCCAGCACAAGCUGCUCCCAGGGUGUUCAGUGCUAGUGACCACCCGCCCCACUGCGUUACAUUUACUGGAAAAGGCAGAGAUCAGUGUCCGGGCUGAAAUCCUGGGAUUUGUUGGUGAGGAACGGAAGGAAUAUUUCACCAGGUAUUUUGAAGAUCAGACGGUGGCAGCAGCUGUUUUCAAACAUGUGAAGGAGAACGAGAUCCUGUACACCAUGAGCUACAACCCCUCCUACUGCUGGAUCCUUGUCCUGACACUGGGCCCCUUCUUCACACACACACACCGGGACCCGCAGCGAGUUCCCAAGACCAUCACACAACUAUAUUGCUACUUUAUUUACAACAUCCUGAAAAACCACGGCCGUGAGAUUGAGAGCCUCCGUGAGGUGUUACUGAGGGUUGGUCAGAUGGCCUUCACUGGAGUGUCCAAGAAGAACAUUGUGUUCACAGAUGAAGAUUUGAUCGAAUACAAUCUGCAGCCUUCCCAGUUCCUGUCCGGGUUCCUGAUGGAACUUUUGGAGAGAGAGGAUUCAGCCCGGAGCGUGGUGUACACCUUCCCGCACCUCACCAUCCAAGAGUUUGUAGCCGCACUCGCACAAUUCAUGACUGUAGAUCCUAGGAAUAUCGUGAAACGCCUGUCCGAAGUCCACAGCACGACAGACAGGCGAUUUGAAGUAUUUCUCCGUUUUGUCGCUGGUCUCUCCUCCCCACGGGCAGCUCGGGUCCUGGAGGAGUUUCUGGGUCCAUUUCCUAAUGAAACAAUCUGCCGAGUGAUUGACUGGGUGAAGGAGGAGGUUCAACGUCAGAUUAGAGAUGCACGGAGUGAGUUUGGUAAAAGGAGGCUCCUGAACACGCUGCACUACCUGUUUGAGUCUCAGAAUCCUGCACUGGCUCAGCAGACACUGGGAUCUGUGGAAACACUUUCCUUCAGUGGACUGGGACUGACCCCGAUUGACUGUGCGGUCCUGUCUCAUGUGAUCAGGCCCUGUGGUACAAUCAAACACCUCGAUCUGUGGAGAUGCCGCAUUCAGUGUGAAGGUCUCCAGCGGCUGGGACCGGCUCUGCACAAGUGUCAGCGCUUGGGACUGGGAAACAACGACCUGGGAGAUUCCGGAGUGAAACUGGUGUCUGCAGCUCUGAGGAACCCGCACUGUAAAAUACAGAGACUGGGGCUGAACAGUGUCGGUCUCACAGAUUCUGGAGCCGAGGAUCUCGCCUCCGCUCUCAAUCUAACGCGUACAUUCUCUGAGCUCCUGACACAGUGGAACGACCACCUAUUGUUCCAGCUGACAACAUUCUAUGGGGAGAGACUGAAUCAGGCGAUUGAAGAAAGGGUUGAACGUCUCAGCUUCACGAUGAAAUGGGAGGAAUGUUUCAAUGAACAAGAACACGGGAGUGUCGCUGAGCUGGCGGUAAAGGGAAACCACAGAGACAGUUCCAUACUCUUCCACAGUCUGGUGAUGGAGAAAGGCAACCAUGCCCGGCGGGUGAUGUGGGAAUCCUUUGUGAAAAUGCAGAAUGAAUUACCAAAGCUGGACAAAAUACUGAAAGAAAUCCAGGAGCUCGGUACGUAA